AUGUUCCGCGCAGCGUCGCGGCGCACGAGCGCCUACACCUCAAACCUCGUACCAGCACAGCGUCAGUUCCUAAGCCGGUCAAUAUACACUCACAAUGCACGCCCAACAUCACAAUUAAAGUCUACAAAUAUCACUCCCCUGACUUUGUCCAAUAUCACCCGCCCACGAUAUGUCACUUAUGCCCAGCGUAUCCGACUCGGCUACCGUGAGGCCUCGAAGGGCAUCUUCCGCAAGAACCCCAUUCUCCUCCCACUCGCAAUCGUCUCGCUCAUCAGUGCUAUUGGUGCAUUCGCCUAUAUCUCAUAUGAAGAGCUUACUCGUGUCGCACCGCAAUACCACAAGUUCCCACCACCAGUCGCGGACGCGCUCCGUACAGCAGUGUAUUACACUGAGAUCGACCUGAACCCGCCCAAGGCCCUACAGGCGUACAAGGAGGCAUUGCGGAUCGGUAUUGAGCUUGGGAUGCACCCAUUCUCUGAUGAAGUGCUUGGUAUCAAGUUACAGGUUGCUAUGAUGCUGGAGAAGGCUGGAUUGGUGAAACCUGCAAUCGAAGUAUUGGAGCGAACAAAGGAUGAGGCGUUGAGAUGGAUUGAGCAGGGACGGAAUACCGAGUCUGCUUCGAUUGGACCUGCGAAGACCCAGGCGGCCAAGUCUCCCGAAUCAUUGAAGACUAUUGCGGAGAGUAUUCAGAUCAAUACUGAGGCAUUGGAGGAUGCGGAGAAGGAACUGCGGGAAUUGCAGGAGUUUGAGGCUCGGCAGCGUGAUCGUGCCCUCAAGAAGGUUGUUGGUAUGCAGAUGAAGUUGGGAGAGCUCUAUGCUAGUGACUACAUCCAGGAUGACAAGAAGGCCGAGGCUGCGCAGGUCGCUGCUGUGGAGCUCUGUUUGAAGGAAAUGCACCGCCGUCAGAAGCUUGGGCUCCCUGUUGGCAGUGCAGCUGCUAUUGAAGGUGGAGAAGAGUCAUGGCUGAACAUGACUGAGAUUGCGACGGCUCUGACGGAGCUCGCAACUACCUACAGUGCCAAGGACAACCAUGACCUGGCUUUGCCACUGUACAUGCGUGCAUUGGAGAUGAUUCGUGUGGCGGAAGGUGGUUCGCCGUCUUGCAAGCAGGUCACACUACUUAAUGACGUUGCUAGUGCUAUGGUUGGUCAGGUACAGCACCCACCUGGCGGCCAGCCAAAGCAAGCCGUCAAGCAAGAUCAAAUCGUCGAGGCAGCUCGCCAAUGGGCGCAGAAGUCUCUUGAUGUCGCCGCACGUAUUCAACCUCCGUUUCGCGAUGAGGAAUGUGAUGUCACAUGUGUUGUCGCAACAUACAACUUGGGUGAGCUCGCAGAGCUUCAGAAGAAACCCGAAGUGGCCAAGCAGCGAUACUUGGAGGCUAAGUCGAUGGCGAGUGGACUUGGGUUUGAGGAGGGUAUCUCCAUGGCGGAUACUGCAUUGAAGAGACUGGCGAAGAAAUAA
Molecule: messenger RNA, 1461 nt
Organism: Penicillium malachiteum
Lineage: Eukaryota; Fungi; Ascomycota; Eurotiomycetes; Eurotiales; Aspergillaceae
Product: TPR domain protein
Exons: 1
Coding region: 1-1461 (486 amino acids)
Biological process (GO): protein quality control for misfolded or incompletely synthesized proteins
Cellular component (GO): i-AAA complex
Molecular function (GO): misfolded protein binding
Source: RefSeq, a predicted model, not a curated record